Messenger RNA from Tripterygium wilfordii, 1780 nucleotides. Its product is annotated as cytochrome P450 71D9-like. Lineage: Eukaryota; Viridiplantae; Streptophyta; Magnoliopsida; Celastrales; Celastraceae. The transcript is spliced from 2 exons. Gene Ontology annotation, molecular function: iron ion binding; monooxygenase activity; heme binding. The record is from RefSeq and is a predicted model, not a curated record. Bases 44 to 1543 code for a protein of 499 amino acids.
ACCACUCACACCUAUCUCCAAAUUCAUCAACACUUAUUUCUUCAUGGAUCUCCAACUCCCGUCCUUCCCGAUCCUUUCGAGCAUCAUUUUACUUAUCCUAGUGGUGCUGAAGUCAGUUUUGAGGCCUUCAAAACUGCCUCCGGGGCCGUGGAAGCUACCUUUGAUCGGAAACUUGCACCAAUUAGCACAAGAUCUACCACAUCGAGCGCUACAAAAGUUAGCCAAAAAGCAUGGACCCUUGAUGCACCUCCAUUUUGGGGAAGUACCAACACUUGUUGUUACUUCACCAGAGUAUGCAAAAGAGGUAAUGAAGACUCAUGACAUUACUUUCGCUUCGAGGCCUCUUUUAAAUGCUAUGAAAGUCAUGACUUAUGAUCACACUGACAUUGCCUUUGCACCAUAUGGCGAGUAUUGGAGGCAACUAAGGAAAAUUUGCACAAUAGAGCUUUUGAGCGUGAAACGUGUCCAAUCGUUCAGGCCGAUAAGAGAGCAAGAGACGUCGAAUGUAAUCGAAUGGAUUGGUUCGAAUGCCGGAUCAUCGAUCAACCUGACGGAAAGACUGUACACAACAAUAUACGCCUUAGUUUCAAAGGUGGCGUUUGGGAGGACGUGUGGACGUGGUGAGCAUGAAGAAUUCAUCGAAUAUUCGAAGGCAUCCCAAAACAGAGCAUCGGGAUUCAAUAUCGUGGAUGUGUUUCCUUCCUUGAAAUUGGUUCACUGGAUUAUGGGCGAGGGCAAGAAAACGGAAAGGUUACAUAAACAAGGUGACAUGCUACUUGGAAACAUCAUCAACCAACACGUUAAGAAACCAGUAACCGGAAAAGGGGACGAUGAACACGAAGAUCUGGUUGAUGUACUCUUGAAAUUUCAUGAGGAGGGUGACUUUCCAUUGACUAUUAACAAUAUCAAAUCAGUGAUUCAGGACAUUUUUGUUGCUGGGGGUGAAACAUCAGCGACCACUAUCGAUUGGGCUAUGAGAGAAAUGAUGAAAAAUCCAAGAGUAAUGAAAAAGGCACAAGCUGAGGUGAGACAAGUUUUCGAUAGCAGAGGAAGAGUCGACGAAACAGGCGUUCCAGAGCUGAAAUAUUUGAAGUUAGUUCUUAAAGAAACUCUAAGACUACACCCUCCGUUGCCUUUCCUACUUCCAAGAAUAAAUUGGGAGCGAUGUGAGAUCAAUGGAUACGAGAUAGCGGCCAACACCAAAGUUAUUGUGAACGUGUGGGCUAUUGGAAGAGAUCCCAACUAUUGGACCGAAGCAGAAAGAUUUUAUCCGGAGAGAUUCCUCGAGAAAUCAGCUGACUACAAGGGGACUAGUUUUGAGUAUACUCCAUUUGGUGCCGGAAGAAGGUUGUGUCCUGGCAUGUCGUUUGGUCUCGCAAAUGUUGAGUUUCCGCUGUCACAACUGUUGUAUCAUUUUGACUGGAAUCUCACUGGUGGAAUGAAGCCUGAAGAUCUCAACAUGAUUGAAAGCUUCGAUGUAACAAUGAGAGCAAAAGAUGACCUGCACUUAGUUCCAACUCCUUAUCGCUCGCUCUCCGGUUGAUAACAAGCACAAGGUUCCAUACUGGAUUGUCUCCACAUAUCUCUUCUGUGUUCUUGUUAGUUUCUCUGUAAUAUUAAUGUUCUUGUGUGUGUUCUUUUCUGCGCGGCGGCGCGUGCGUUUGUGUAAUAUUAUAGUAUUUGGAGUCAAUGUUGAUUAAAGUCUUUGACUGGUUUAAUAAGAUAGAAGAGCAUGUGGAUGAGGGUAAAAUCUAUGUACAAUCUGUUUAUCUUCUGUUCA